UGUGUGCUGCUGCUGUCUGCACCGACUGUUUCUGCAGUCUCUCUGUCUGUCAGUCCAAACCUUCAGCAGUUCUUCAGUGGACCUUCUUCAGCGGCUCUGAGUUGUGUUGAUGAUGGACAGACAGUUGCUGGAUGGACAGUGAGGAGGACCAAAGAAAACCAGACUGAAGAGUGCGGAGCAGCUGCAGACUUUGGAAGAGUUGUUGGUUCCUCCUGUGUUCUGGACUUCAAAACAAUCUUGAGUGCAGAUUACUGGUGUGAAACCGGUUCUGGACAGAAGAGCGAUGAAGUCUCCAUCAGUAGUUCAGAAAAAGGUGUGAUCCUGGAGAUCCCUGCACUUCCUGUGAUGACGGGAAGUGAUGUCACUUUGCGUUGCAGACAGAUCAAUGGUGACACAGUGGCAGCUUAUUUCUUCUUCAGUGGACGUCUUCUUGGAUCUGGAUAUGAGGAGCACAUCAUCUCCAAUGUGCAGCAGGUGGAUGAGGGUCUCUACUGGUGUGCUACUGAUUUGACUGGACCAUCUCCUCAGGGCUUCCUGAGGGUCAGAGGUCCUCCUACAACCUUUGUCAGAUCUUCUGUGGCUCCUCCUCAUUUGGACACCAUUCCCUCCCCCUCCACUCUUCCCCCUCCUGCUAGUCCCACCAACUCUUCCUCAACUCUUCCUCCUGCUUCUUCCUGUGUGUCUUCAUUCAGACUUGUCUUCCACCUGCUGGUCUUCUGUCCAUACUUCAUCACAACUGGUCUGCUGCUGUCCAUGUGCUUGGACAGGACCUCAGCCAUGAGCUCAGGAAACAGACCUGCUGUCUCCAUGGAGAUGACCCGGCAGGUGGAACAGAAUGAUGACGUCGCUGCUGAUGUCACCACUGAGCACGACUUCUCUGAGUACUCUGAAUGA
Molecule: messenger RNA, 894 nt
Organism: Archocentrus centrarchus (flier cichlid)
Lineage: Eukaryota; Metazoa; Chordata; Actinopteri; Cichliformes; Cichlidae
Exons: 5
Biological process (GO): cell surface receptor signaling pathway; immune response
Cellular component (GO): external side of plasma membrane
Molecular function (GO): transmembrane signaling receptor activity
Source: RefSeq, a predicted model, not a curated record